Messenger RNA from Gryllus bimaculatus (two-spotted cricket), 1012 nucleotides. The record is from the annotation of a GenBank genome assembly. NCBI's taxonomy places the organism in Eukaryota, Metazoa, Arthropoda, Insecta, Orthoptera, Gryllidae.
CGUGAGACCUGUCUGAAUCAUUCUGCGGAAGAUUCUAUCUUCGGAGAUUCUUCCCCUGACACUGCCGUUUGGGAGCUUCGAUUCUACCGACGCAUCAGAGGCAUUGGAGUUCUUUGGCUAGCCCGGCGCCACGACGUGUUUGUGCUUCCGCCGGCGCCGAAUCUGCUGUUGUUCCUCUCGGACGUGUUGUUGCGCCGGGGCACCGGACCUGUUCUUUGGAGCGUUGUCACUUUCUCCCAACUGACCCGGUGCUUCGACUUGAGUUCCGAUCUCAGGGUCCGAAAUUCCCCGGACUUGGAGAAGUCGCGUUUGGCCAACUACUCCACUUGGAUAGUGGGUUUGAUAAUUUUGAACUGUCAAAGAGUGAGAGUGAGUCGUCGGUAUGGCGCUAGCAAGAAGAUUACUCGCUUUGGGCGAGUUGGAACUGAAUGAGACGGGCGAUACUUUGAACAGAAAUGUGUACUACGUUGUAGAAGAUGAGGCGGUGAGCAGCUGGACGCCCACCAUGCUGGUGCUGUGCUACGUGCUGGGCGGCCUGCUCAUCACGCUGCUCGCGCUCUACGUCACGCUCGAGCUGCACUACUUCCUGCGCAUGUGCCUGUGCGUGCUCAUGGCGCGCUUCUGCAAGCCCCGCAUCAGCAUCCUCGACGACACAUACGUGCACGGGUUGUGCACGACGCAGGACGUGGACAUCUUCUGGCGGCACAUGAACAACGCGCGCUACGUGCGCGAGCUGGACUUCGCGCGCUUCGACUACUACGACCGCAGCGGCCUCUACCAGGAGAUCGUGAAGCUCAAGGGCAACGCCAUGCAGGGCGCGUCCAACCAGCAGUUCGUGACGCCGCGCGACGGCUUCGUGCGCACCAUCGCGAUGAGCAAGCAGAACAUCGUGGGCGUGGACGUGCCGUCGCUGAUGCGGCGCGUGGUGGGCGAGCGGCCCGAACAGCCGCCCGAGCUCAUGCACUGGCUGCGCAGCGUCGAGCUCUCCAGCGCGCGCCUCAGGCGCAGCGAC